AUGUCCAGAUACGACCGCGCCAUCACCGUCUUCUCGCCCGAUGGCCAUUUGUUCCAAGUGGAAUACGCCAUGGAAGCCGUGAAAAAAGGAGCCGUAGCUGUCGGCGUGCGUGGCCAGCACUCGGUCGUGCUCGCUGUCGAGCGCAAGGAAACGGCCAAGCUCCAGGAUCCGCGCACGGUCCGCAAGAUCUGCCAAGUGGACGACCACAUAUCGAUCGCCUUUGCCGGUCUCACCGCUGACGCCCGCGUGCUCGUGAACAAGGCGCGUCUCGAGUGUCAGAGCUACCGCUUGACGGUCGAAGACGCGCCGUCCGUCGAGUACGUCGCGCGGUAUGUGGCACGUGUGCAGCAAAAGUACACGCAACGAGGCGGCGUGCGGCCGUUUGGCAUCUCGAUGCUCAUUGCUGGCUGCAAUAACGAAGGCGUGCCGCAAUUGUACCAGACGGACCCGUCGGGCACGUUUUCGGCCUGGAAAGCCAACGCCACGGGCCGCAACUCGGUUCAUAUCCGGGAGUUCCUCGAGAAACACUAUGUCGAGAAGGCGACGGACGAAGAGGCCGUGACGCUUGCGACGAAGGCGCUGCUGGAAGUCGUGGAGGCCGGCAGCAAGAACAUUGAGAUUGUCAUUGUGGGAGCGGACGGCAACGUGGCGCCGCUUGAGGAUGCCAAGGUGAACGAGCUAUGCGAUAAGAUCGAAGCUGAGAAGGAGGCAGCUCGCCAGGCCAGCGGCGAGAGCAAGUCGUCUGCGUAG
Peronospora matthiolae is the source of this 750-nucleotide messenger RNA. Lineage: Eukaryota; Oomycota; Peronosporomycetes; Peronosporales; Peronosporaceae. The record is from the annotation of a GenBank genome assembly.